AUGGCAACAAAAUUGUGGAAAGCCUUUUCUCGGAAAAGAGUAGAUGAUGAUAUGGAAGGAAAAGGAGAAUUAGCACGAGUGUUAGGUCUCUUUGAUUUGACAGCAUUAGGAGUCGGCGCGACAUUGGGGUUAGGAGUCUACGUUCUAGCAGGGAGUGUAGCGAAGGACACUGCGGGACCAGCUGUCUGUAUUUCAUUUCUUAUUGCUGCAGUUGCAUCAGCCCUUGCAGGUUUAUGUUAUGCUGAGUUUGCUUCCCGAGUACCUAAAGCAGGAUCGGCUUAUGUCUACAGCUAUGUUACAGUUGGAGAGUUUAUUGCUUUUGUUAUUGGCUGGAAUUUAAUUCUUGAAUAUGUGAUUGGUACAGCAAGUGUUGCUCGAGGUUUAAGUAACUACGUCGAUUCUCUAAUCGACAAUAAAAUGCGGAAUUAUUUUCAUUCAAUUAUGCCAAUAGAAGUGUCAUUUCUUUCGGACUAUCCGGAUUUCUUCGCCUUUGGAGUGGUUAUGUUGCUAGUUGUUCUUCUAUGUGUUGGAGUUCAAGAAUCUUCGUACCUCAAUAUGGGAUUUACAGUUAUUAACUUAACAACUAUUUUAAUUGUCAUAGUUGCUGGAUCUAUUAAAGCUGAUCCAGCAAAUUGGAGCAUUGACCCGUCAACAAUUCCUCCAGAAGUCAAGAAUCCUGGAACAGGUGGAUUCAUGCCUUUUGGAAUAAGUGGAGUAAUGAUUGGAGCAGCCAAGUGUUUUUACGGAUUUGUUGGUUUUGAUGCUGUUGCUGCAACAGGCGAAGAAGCCAAAAAUCCACAAAAAACAAUUCCACUUGCAAUAGUGAUCUCUCUUGCUGUUAUUUUUGCAGCGUAUUUCUCCAUUUCUACUGUUCUUACGAUGAUGUGGCCCUACUACUUACAAGAUCCAGAAGCUCCAUUUCCUUACGCAUUCCAACAAAUUGGUUGGCCAGCAAUUAUGUGGAUUGUCAACGUCGGUGCUGUUUUUGCUCUUUGCACUAGUCUUCUUGGAGCAAUGUUUCCACUUCCGAGAAUUCUUUACGCGAUGGCAAGCGAUGGAGUAAUUUUUAAAUUUCUUGCUAAAGUACAUCGGAAAACUCACACACCAAUAUUAGGAACUCUAGCAUCUGGCUUAUUAAUCGGUUUGAUGACUCUUAUGUUCAAUCUUGAACAACUAAUCGACAUGAUGUCAAUUGGUACUCUUUUAGCGUACACAAUUGUCGCUAUUUCCGUCCUUAUUCUCAGGUACCAAAAGACAACUCAAACCGUAAAAUUACCUUCAAAUACAAUUUUAGAAAACAAUUUACCAUACUUAGAUUGUUUUAAAUUAAUUUUCAAUAUUCACAACCAAAAAGUUGCCACUAAAUUUUCAAGCAGAGUUGCAGGCUGGGCGGUUCUUCUUUUCUCAUGUGCAGUAUUUAUUUUUUGUCUCAUCCUUGCUCACACCACCUUCAACAGUGAUCCGUUGGACAUAUUUAUUUACAUAAUUUUAACUAUAAUUGGUCUAGUAAUAAUCUUCACAGUAAUAGCUAUAAGCAGACAACCAGUAGAUCCUGUUUCAAUAGCCUUCAAAGUUCCCUUUGUACCGAUCGUACCAUGUUGCAGUAUAAUUAUUAAUCUAUGUCUUAUGCUGCAAUUAGAUGUUUUCACUUGGAUACGAUUCGUCGUGUGGAUGAUUAUAGGAUUUUGUAUUUAUUUCUUCUACGGUAUUCGACAUAGCUUACAAGGUCAACGGGAUAGAUUGUUAACUAAUCCACCUCCUCAUGCAUAUACCAAUCCUGUAAAAUUAAUGUUAUUUAAUGAACUAUGCAAAGCAUUGACAAGAAAAAGAGUCGAUGAAAACAAUGAUAAAAACGGACAACUUGCAAGGGUGUUGGGGUUGUUCAAUUUAGUUACAUUAGGUGUUGGCUCGACUUUGGGAGUCGGUGUUUAUGUUCUUACUGGAUAUUUAGCUAAAGAAGUAGCAGGACCCGCAGUUUGUUUGUCAUUUUUAAUUGCUGCUCUUGCAUCAUCUCUUGCAGGAUUAUGUUAUGCAGAAUUUGCUGCCAGAGUUCCAAAAGCAGGAUCUGCAUAUGUUUACAGCUAUGUCACAGUCGGCGAGAUUAUUGCUUUUAUUAUCGGAUGGACGUUGGUUCUCGAAUACGUCAUCAUUGCAGCCAGCGUAGCUCGUAGUUUGAGUAUUUACAUUGACUCCUUUAUUGACGAUGCGAUGAAGAAAUUCUUUCAGUCAAUAAUGCCGAUAAAAAUAUCUUUCCUCUCAGACUAUCCGGAUUUUUUUGCCUUCAGCUUGAUUGUCUUCAUUUCAAUUAUACAAUGCACAGGCGUAAAAAAAUCAUCUUAUUUCAAUACUAUUGCAACAGUUACCAAUUUGUUGACUAUUUGCGUUGUAAUUGUUUCAGGUUGCACUAAAGUUGAUGUUAAUAAUUGGUACCUUGAGCCAAAAGACAUUCCUGCUAAUGCUACAAAACCAGGAGCAGGCGGAUUCAUGCCUUUUGGAAUGAGCGGCGUAAUGGCCGCUACAGCAAAAUGUUUUUUUGCAUUUGUUGGAUUCGAUGCUAUUGCGACGACCGGAGAAGAAGCCAAAAAUCCCCAAAGAAAUAUUCCUUUUGCAAUUAUUACUUCUCUUUUAAUUUGCUGUUUAGCUUACUUUUCAAAUCCAGAAACUCCGUUCCCAUAUGUAUUCAAACAAUUAAACUGGCCUGUAAUUUUAUGGAUAGUAAAUAUUGGUGCUAUAUUCGCAUUUUGUACCUGUUUGUUUGGUGGAUUAUUUUCUUUACCAAGAAUUUUAUACGCAAUGGGAAGCGAUGGAAUUAUCUUCAAGUUUUUGAGUAAUGUCAAUAAAAAAACUAAAACUCCAGCAACAAGCAUUUUGUCCUCUGGAUUAUUUUCAGGUUUUAUUUCCCUGAUAUUUAAUUUAAGCCAGCUUAUGGAUAUGUUGUCGGUUGGCACACUCUUAGCUUAUACCAUGGUUUCAAUCUGUGUAAUUAUCUUGCGGUAUCAAAAAACUGUAAACACUGAAGAAUUUAGUAUCAAUGUCAGUCAAGAUGAUUUUAAUUUUUAUAAAAAAAUAUUCAAUAUUAACAACAAGAAAGUCGCUACUGAAGAUACCACAAUUCUGGUAUUUAUUUUUGGGGUGACUAGCUAUCAUGUAGAGCUUCACAACGAUGCCAAAAAUUUAUUAGGCUUUAUUUUCUUAACUAUCAUUGUUGUCAUGAUUGUUCUCAUUGUGACUGCCAUCGGAAGACAACCUGUUAAUUCAGCGAGACUCAGCUUUAAGAUGUCAACGAAAUUGUGGAAAGCACUGACCAGGAAGAGAAUCGACAGGGAUUUAGAGGGCAAAGGUAAAUUAGCAAGAGUCCUGGGCUUGUUUGAUCUCACAGCACUAGGAGUCGGCGCUACUUUAGGCUUAGGACUAUGUAACAAUCGGCGAAUUUGUUGCUUUUGUAAUCGGGUGGAAUCUCAUCCUCGAGUAUCAACCGCAAGUGUAGCUCGAGGGCUGAGCAAUUACGUUGAUUCCUUGAUUGACAAUCAAAUGAAGAUUUAUUUUCAAUCAGUCAUGCCAAUAAAUGUAUCAUUUCUCUCAAAAUAUCCAGACUUUUUUGCCUUUUCCGUCGUCAUGCUUCUCUCUGUGCUUCUAUGUAUAGGCGCACAGGAAUCUUCGUAUCUUAAUAUGGGAUUUACGGCUGUAAAUUUGACUACAGUUUUAGUUGUCAUUGUUGCGGGUUCGAUAAAAGCUAAUCCAGCAAAUUGGAAUAUCGACCCAUCAACAAUUCCUCCCGAAUUUAAAAAUGCUGGAACAGGUGGAUUUAUGCCUUUUGGAAUAAGUGGAGUAAUGAUUGGAGCAGCCAAGUGUUUUUAUGGAUUUGUUGGUUUUGACGCUGUUGCUGCAACAGGCGAAGAAGCCAAAAAUCCACAAAAAACAAUUCCACUUGCAAUAGUGAUCUCUCUUGCUGUUAUUUUUGCAGCGUAUUUCUCCAUUUCUACUGUUCUUACGAUGAUGUGGCCCUACUACUUACAAGAUUCAGAAGCACCCCUUCCUUACGCAUUCCAACAAAUUGGUUGGUCAUCAAUAAAAUGGAUCGUGAAUCUCGGAGCUGUUUCAGCUCUCUGCACCAAUCUUCUAGGCUCGAUGUUUCCACUUCCAAGAAUUCUUUACGCCAUGGCAAGUGACGGUGUGAUGUUUAAAUUUCUUUCGAAAAUUCACGACAAAACUCGCACUCCAAUUUGUGGAACUUUAGUUUCUGGAGUUUUCAUAGGUCUCAUGACUCUUAUGUUCGACUUGGAACAAUUAAUCGACAUGAUGUCGAUUGGUACUCUUUUAGCGUACACCAUAGUCGCUAUCUCCGUCCUUGUUCUCAGGUAUCAAAAAACAACACAAGGUGUCAAGAUAUCUAUAAAUUCGAUAUCUGAACAACGUUCAACACCUCUUGAGUAUUUUAAACAAAUUUUUAACGUUGACAAUCAAACAGUUACCAGCGAUUUUUCUAGUGAGAUUGCCAGCUGGGGAAUUGUUGUUUUUGCCUCAGCAGCAUUUAUGUUUAGUUUAAUUCUUAAUUCAGUACACUUUGAUGAUAGUGCAAUUAAUAUUUUCCUCUACGUUGUUUUAAUUAUUAUAAGUAUAAUUAUUGUUGUUACUGUGUUUGCUAUUAGUAGACAACCUAUUGAUCCAAUAAAACUCGCUUUUAAGGUACCACUGGUUCCAUUUGCACCCUGUCUCAGUAUAUUCAUAAAUUUAUUUUUAAUGCUUCAAUUAGACGUUUUUACAUGGAUAAGGUUUGCUGUAUGGAUGGUUAUUGGUUUUUGUAUCUAUUUUUUCUAUGGAAUUAAACAUAGUUUACAAGGUCAAAAAAAUAUCGCACGACUUCUCGACACUCCAUUGCAAUAA
Messenger RNA from Cotesia congregata, 4884 nucleotides. The record is from the annotation of a GenBank genome assembly. Lineage: Eukaryota; Metazoa; Arthropoda; Insecta; Hymenoptera; Braconidae.